ACUGCUAUGGAAGAUGGAAAUGAAGUGGAAAUGAGAUGCAAUGAUAGCUUGUACAGCAGUGUGGCACGAGACUUCACUGUAAUUCACAAAAAUUUAUAUAGUUUUUAAAAAUUGUGUUCUUUUUACACAUCCUCAAUCAAAUUGAUGUUGGCUAAGAGUCUUCCUGCUAUCCGUGAUGGCAAACAAGACGAGAGCGCCUUAGCAAAAGUCCUAAACAACCGUGAAAAGUCUCCAUUCAGUCAAGAACACCUCACCAAGUGGUUGGACACCACAGAACGAGACAUCAAUGUCAUUCGGUCGUGUGUUGAGAUGAUAAUGCGUGAAUCAAAUGCCUGCAUCGUUCGCACAAAGACCGAAUUGGAUCGAGUGGUUCUCGCUCCAGGUGUCACAAAUGUUCUCGUCUAUGUUUUCACCAACUUGGACCCUACUGAUCCUUGGCUUGAUGCCAUGGCCAAAUACUUAGACACAUCCCAAUUCCAAGAAACCGAUGAAAAAUCGUCCUUCACAAAUGCUGAUAUCAUCCAAAUGAGAGAAGAUGUCCAAACGUUCCUUAAAUAUGCCAAACCUCUGAGGCGUAGCAGCAGCGUAAAGUUCCUCAUAACUGCCCUACCAAAUAAGAAAUACAAGGUAUCGACCAUCUACCAUUACAAGGACGGCCUUCUGUUCAGUGACAAGUUCACAGUGCCAUCCCUCCCAGCACCUGACAAGAUCACAGACAGAAAUGAAGUCAUCUGGCAGGCUACUGAUCUCACAUUGGAUGAAAAUACUGUCAACGCAAACCUCACUCUGUCUGAGGAAAACAAGAAGGCAACAAAUAGCAGCCCCAGGUCAUAUCCUUCUCACUCUGAGAGGUUUAUUGAUCAACCUCAAGUUCUCGGCAAAGAAGGGAUGACUGGUCGUCAUUAUUGGGAGGUUGAAUGGAGGGGUGAAACUUAUGUGGUGGCUGCAUACGCUUCAGCUCCAAGGAAAGGUACAGUGUUCUGGCCUCAAAUGGCAAAGUUUGGAGAUAUAGUUUCUUCCUGGGCAAUUCGAGUAAAGCAUGAUUUGCAAAUCCAGUUAAAAACCACGGGUGUGUCUUUUACGAUGUGGAAACACGCCUUUUCCGGCAUUCAAAAGCUGGGAGUGUUUCUCGACUGGGCAGGUGGUACGCUUUCCUUCUAUGGUGUCUCUGGAAACAAAAUGAAACACUACUACACCUUCAAGGAAGCAUUUGAUGAACCGAUUUAUGCAGGUUUUGCAGCAUACGACAAACAGAGUUAUGCUUUACUGUCAUCGUUUUAGACACUGCGGCAAGCGCCACAUUUGAUUUCAUGAUCAGCUAUACAACAGUUUUAGAUUCACUAGUUUUAAAACAGCUUUGUGGUUGCUAAAACCACCACUUUCAGGGCAGAAGUCCAGGAACGGUAUGGUCUAGCACGUUUAUCAAAGGGUGUGGUGGCAAGCUUAUGUUCUAUCCGUGUUAGAAGUGUUAGUUAUAAAUGUGUUAUGACUUGAUUUUUCCGUAGUGCACAUUCAUAUAAACUUGGCUUAUUAGAACAAAUCAGCAUAUUGUCUGUAGAACGCAUUCCCUCUGUCACUUUGUCCUAUAAACAAGGCCUCCAGCCAUCAUAGGCAAUUUCCCGUGGCGGUGUGUGUUAGGCUAAGUGGGCAGGACAUACCCUUGUGCCUGAUUUCCUUUCCUGAUAGAUUUUGUUGAACUAUCUUUCUUUUCCACCCUUCGGGGAAACUCUUGUGUGAGACUCCUAUGUGACCUGUCAUCAGCUGUCUCCUGCAGAAGAAAUCCACAAAAAAGAUCUGCUUGCUGUUGUAGAGUGAUUACCAUUACAACAUUCAAAUAAACAUCUUUGAAAUAGCACCAUGGUUGUCCCGUACGAUGGUCCAUUUCUUCAGGACUGAAUGGACAGGAAAUCACUGGGACUUCGAUUCCAAAGUGCGACUCCCGUGGAUUCCCAACAUCUUCCCAGUUGUUAUUGUCCUCAACAAGCUGCAAAAGCAUUCAACGACACAAUUCAUACUGUAAGCGGAAGCUUUUAGAAAACUACUUGAAUGAAAUUACUUCCAUAAAAAAAAUCUAUACAUAUGUUGCAUUUGUACCUUAUUGUCUGGCUCCUUGGUGGCCCAUGACCCACAGCUGCUUUGGUGUUACCUUUUCCUCGGUGUGUAUUGGGUGGUUGUCCCAAUCGUCCGAGAAUUUUGUAAAAUUCUCUUCCGUUUGUUGGGCGUGGUCUCCAAAGAGGUCAUUGCCUCACCAGUCAAGAACCUCACCGCACGUCACUGCUUAUUGGGACGCUGUAAAGUCAAUCACAGACCUCCAGAUGUAUACUUGACUUAAAAUCACGCUUACCGCUUUAUUGACAAGGCAUUCAUAUCUCAAGAUUACAAUUCCAGUGUUCAAGCCUGUUAAAAUCUAUAGAGUCCAGCAAAACAACUUUAACCGCCACAAUGGGUCUUGGCUGUUGCUUUCUUCCUGUAACACCCCCAAACAAUCAAGCAGUGUACACAGAGUGCCCUCUACUGACCAAACCAAGUAGUGAACACUAAAACAAAGAAAACAUGAUACAAUGUAGGCUGGAACAGAUACAUUGGGAAACAAUACUUAGGUGUUGCAUUCAAUGUCCACAACAAAAUACAGCAACGGACAAUCCAUGCGAUACUAAGUAAGUACACAGCCAGUAUCGCUGAUAUUGACACAGAUACUGUACCUUUUAAAUUGAAUUUUUCAAUAAAACUGGAUGAUUUUGUCAAUUUGGAUCAAUACACUUAUUUGUGAACAUUCCAUCAAUAUGAAAUACAACAAUAUCAACAAAAUAAUAUCAUGAUUCCCUUUUAUAACGUACAAUUGUUUGAGCAAAAUCAAAUCAACACUGCAAAAUUAAAAAAAAAGCAAAAACUACUAUUUUGCUCUCACUCAAAGCCUUCAAAAGCCUCCUGAAAGCGGUCCGUACCUCAAUGAGUGAAUCAUAAGAACUCAAGUCAGUAAAAGGAAUCAAAUGUAAAAGGAAUCAAAUCACUACUUUCCAGACCCAAUCAGGAAGUAAUGGAACAGGAAGUGACUUCAUCAGUUACAGCAUUUAGUGAUGACAUCAUACAGUCAAAUAAAACACCUUUAACUACAAAUGAAACCACUGCAGUCACCGUGUCUUUCUUUUGCAUAUGAAUAAAAACAAGAUGUAUUUAUUGAACAAAGACACAUGCAAAGAAUAUUACAACACAGUAGCAACACAGUGACUGCAUGGAAGUCAGGCGAGUCAAGCAGGAGACCAUCAGUGACUCUGCAUGUGUCUUAUCAAACCCGACUUCCAAGAAAAUGUGUCACCACAAUUUGAGCAACUAAACGUUUUUUGUCGUGUGCGUUCUCAUGUGACAGCACAUUUACUUUGAGAGAGAAGCUUUUACCAGACUGAGCAACUAAAAGGGUUUUCUCCUGUGUGUUCUCAUGUGUAAUUGCAUGUUUGCCUUUAAAGUGAACACUCUACCACAGUCUAAGCAACUAAAAGGUUUUUCUCCUGUGUGCGUUCUCGUGUGACUUUGCAUGUUUGCCUUUAAAGUGAAGCUUUUACCACAAUGUGAGCAACUAAAAGGUUUUUCUCCGGUGUGUGUUCUCAUAUGCAACCGCAUGUGUGUCUUUUGAGUGAAGCCUUUACCACAGUCUGAGCAGCUAAAAGGUUUUUCUCCCGUGUGUGUUCUCAUGUGACUUUGCAUGUUCGCCUUUAAAGUGAAGCCUUUACCACAGUGUGAACAACUAAAUGGUUUUUCUCCCGUGUGUGUUCUCAUGUGUAAUCCUAUGACUGACUUUUGAGUGAAGCGUUUUCCACAGUCUGAGCAACUAAAAGGUUUUUCUCCUGUGUGCGUUCUCAUGUGUAAUUCCAUGACUGACUUUUGAGUGAAGCGUUUUCCACAGUCUGAGCAACUAAACGGUUUUUCUCCUGUGUGUGUUCUCAUGUGUCGAACCAAAU
This is a messenger RNA of Dunckerocampus dactyliophorus (ringed pipefish), 3956 nucleotides long. Its product is annotated as neoverrucotoxin subunit alpha-like. Gene Ontology annotation, molecular function: protein binding. Lineage: Eukaryota; Metazoa; Chordata; Actinopteri; Syngnathiformes; Syngnathidae. The coding region runs from base 145 to 1281 and encodes 378 amino acids. The record is from RefSeq and is a predicted model, not a curated record. The transcript has 2 exons.